This is a messenger RNA of Diprion similis, 7191 nucleotides long. RefSeq names its product NEDD4-binding protein 2. Lineage: Eukaryota; Metazoa; Arthropoda; Insecta; Hymenoptera; Diprionidae. The coding region runs from base 417 to 6980 and encodes 2187 amino acids. Gene Ontology annotation, molecular function: ubiquitin binding. The record is from RefSeq and is a predicted model, not a curated record. The transcript is spliced from 9 exons.
GCAUCGUAGUUGUGGAUGCGCAAUAAACUUGACGAGCCAACAACGUAACGCCGUUCAUCGCACUCUGACAAAACUAUGCAGUUGAAACUAAUGCCAUCAGUACUUACUUACGUCUGACCAAUGAACUCACCGUCGUUGCUGAAUCGGAAAAACCAUCGACGCUUAUUAAAUGCAGUAAUCAAGGUUCAUAAUGUUGUGCGAUCGAGCAAAGAGACGUGUUAAAGUUACGAUGUAACACGAGACAGACGUUUCCUAUAACCCAUGGCAAAAAUAAGAACAACAGAGAGAAUAUCAAUGAGAGUCAAAAGAGUUUUUCGUUAUUUAACGAUACUGUAAUAGAUUACCAAUCCGUAACAUCGUUAUUGUGGCAGUGAACAUCGCUGAAAAGUAAUAGGCGAUAACAGCGUGUAAUAAUAAUGGCGUCCAAUAAUCAACGGACACCCUCGGCUCCGCCGCAGCCGAGAUGGUCUAACGAUGGUAAAAAAACUGUCAAAGAACAGCAGCAGCAGGUACUUAAUCAAGUGAAGGAAAUGUUUGGCAGUAUCUUAGAGCCAGAUAUAAUAUUGUCUGUCGUCCUGAAUUGUAAAUGGAAACUACAACCAUCGAUCGACGCGCUGAUCAUGCUCUCAGAAAAUGCUGAAAUUCCAUUCAAUCGUGGCAGUCAAAAUUUUAGCCAACACAGCAGUCGACCAAUGUCAAAUUCAAUGGGAAUGAGUUCCGACAGCGGGAAAAGGAUGAGAAAUGACGAUCAGGAUAAAACGAUGCAUAAAUCAAACGUUGAGAACGACACUACAACUGGCUUCCUUAACUUGAAUGAUAAAGAAUUGCUGCGUCAACAGGAAGAAUUUCGGAAGUUUGAACUGCUCAAGAAAGAUUUGACGGAUAAAGAGUUUGUCUCCCUGGUUAAUGAGAACGUGUCGAAACUCAGCUACCCUAACGAGAGUACGAAAGUACCGCCUCUAAAACUGCAACAAUUUGGCCAAGCCUGGUCAUCUGGAAAUCAGACAACUGGAAAAGCUGAUUUUUCCAAAGUUUAUUAUUGCAGCGACAUAGAAAGCGAAUCGCCGUGUGCUCAAAUAAAUCCUACGAUGAAUCAGCUCUGGGGUAAUACAAGUAACAUAGGUCAAAGAAAAGCCAAAGAAACUAACAAUCAAUUUGAUAAUCUGUUCGGAAGCAAGCUCCAAUUCUCACGCGAUCUCCCCGAUAAAAUCGGGAACAAAGGAACUAUACCGAAAAAUAAUAAGACACAAAACCAACAGUUGUUUUCGCCUCAACAGCACCAGCAACAUCAGAACUUUAACCCUGAUCAUCCCGGCUCUGCCCAAAGCCCAAAAUCAAAAGAUACGAAGAACUUGAACCCCAAUGAAGGUUCAAAGUCGCAAUCUGCAGAGCCAAACAUCAAAGGGUUUCCCUACGCUUCGAUUCACUUCACUUCCGCCGAUUAUAAAUCGACGGAUUACGAACAUGACUUCCAAGAACCACAAAUGGAUCAGCAUCAGCAGCAAGUUGAGCAGUUCGGUUCAAACUACGAUGAUGAGAUAAAGAACAGAACGGGAAAUGGUAAAUCAAACCUUUACAAAGGAGAAACAGAAUCGCUCUGUGGACUGAAAGUUCAAUACCGUCUUCCUGGAUUGGAAAAUAGCUCAGAUGAUGAUGCAGAUGUUGUCAUAGAGGAAGAGAGAACAGACUAUCCUACGCAGAUACCCUCCCUCGUGUCGACCAAUGUGUGUCAAUUUAUAUCUAGCUCUAUUGAAAGACAGCCGAAAAAUACGCGCCCUGAAAUGUCUGUAAGCAGCACGCCGUCUCCGUCUGACUCUCCGCAACACAGUACCUACGACAAUACAUUGCAAAAUAUAAUAUCCUCAAUCAUUGAAGGCCACAAAGUUUUAAUCAUCACGCGGGGGCUACCUGGAAGUGGUAAAUCGCAUCUAGUAACGAAUAUCGUUAGAUCCUCUGUAGGUGGGGAUCCGCAUCAAUUCGUGUUCAGUGCUGAUGAUUACUUUGUAAUGUUAGGAAGAGGCACAUAUCAAUUUGUCCGUUCAAAAUUGACCGAAGCGCACAGCUAUACACAAAAACGGGCUUUCAAGGCAAUGAGAGAUGGCGUCAGUCCAGUUAUUGUCGACAACACAAGUACUCAGUCGUGGGAAAUGCAACCGUACGUUGUAAUGGGGGUUCAAAAUGGAUACAUUAUCGAAGUUGUCGAGCCGAAUACACCGUGGGCUAAUAACGUGAACGAAUUGGUUAAAAGAAAUACACACGGGGUGUCCAAGGAUACUAUAAGACACAUGAUAGAAAGAUAUGAAAGAAACAUCACGGGACCGAAGCUUGUAGAACAGUUUUCCCUUCGUUAUUCGCCAGAUAAUGUUCCCCCGCAAUACAGGAAAUUCCCACCCCUGAGUUCGAUGAGCAAGAACCAGGAACAGCAGAAAAACGAAAAGCAGAAAUCUACGAAAAGAAACAGGAGGCGAAAAAAAGCCCAAGCCUUCAACAGCGAUGACGCGUUCACUGUGUCAAACACAGAUGAAUUGGAUCACCUACUCAGCGACAAAGAUAAGAACAUGAAACCCUCCGCUAAUUCUCAUGGAUCACAAAACACCAAGGAUACCCUGGAAAAUAUUGUGUCGAAUGCUCUAAUGUCUGAAAAUGAUACUCUUAAUAAGUCUCUCGUCGAUUAUUGCAUCGAAACCGACUCCAGUGAUGAAAUGGAUGUAGACAAAGUCCCUGGCCAGCAAGAAGAUUGCAACAGUCCUACUGAUAAUAACAAAGUGCUUGACUUACUCAGCGAAAAUGUCGUCAAUGACCGUAAAUGUGAAGUGCCUUUAAGCAAUAAUUCCUCGCCUUCCCUUAGUAAGGACGAGGGUAAUUCUCGGUCGGAAACGAUGCAAAACAACGACUCACCUUCAAAGUCGAACGAUUUCAACACAAGAAAAAUUUCAAGCAACCUUCAGCAUCAGAGCCUAGGAGCUAUUGGAUCGGAGAGAAAAGGGAGUGUCACUACGAUAGAAUAUGAAACAGCGAGAAAAAAUGCUGUAGAUGAAUGUAAUCAAGAGAAUCCAGAAAAUAUUCUAUCGCAGUGCUGGGAUUUCACUUUACUCGUAAACGGCAGACAAAUACAUAGCACUGGUAAUUAUAAACCUUCGAAAACGUUCAAACAAAAUGAACCAGAAUUCGAAGAUAUUGAGAAAGAAGUUGAUUCAAACAUUGAAACGGAAAUUGAGAUAGAUCCCGAUUAUCCGACAGGCGUUAUCAUAACUGAAAUUGAUACUGAGGAGGCCGAGGUCGAAUGGAGAAAGUCUGUAAGCUUAGUUGAAACCUUUGGGGACAAUAUAUCAAUCUCCGAAGAUCCGGAAGUGACAAUCACAAACAUAAUGAAAAAAAUGGACGCCGAGGAGCCAGAAAUAGAUGUCGAAUGCAAAAUGAACCCCUUAGAUACUGACUUUAUUUCAGAAUUGGUUGACACAGAACCAGAAUCGAGCUCUGAGAGCCAGGGAUUGAUCGGGUCGAUAUUCACUGGGAUAAAAAAUUCUCUGUUAGGUUUCAAUAGCAAUACUAGACGUGUCGAGGACACUGUGAGAAACGAGGAGAGUAUGAUGAAGUACAAGCAUCAAACGAACGAUAAUUCCCUAUCGGAAACAGAUGCUUUUGAAAACGAAAUGUCUCACAGAGAACCCAGCGUUAUCCCCCCUAAAGAAAACGAUUCCCAAGAAACUGAACCAAACUCGGUGCUAACUGGAAUAUCUACCACUAUAGUAGGCGAUGAUUUAAGUUCCAAAUUAUCUGACUUAAAUUUAAACAGCACUCUUGUUGCAUCGACUGACUAUGAUAAAGGUUUAUUAUGUCAGUUAUCAACGCCUGUCAUGUUUGAUAAUACUGAAAAUGGUGCAAACUCAAAGCUUGUAGUUAACGAUACAUUGACAAAGAAAUUGGCUGGUGAAAAUAGAGGCUCGCGAACUCAGAAUCAGACUCAAAAUCCGUGUGCUUAUUCAUCCAUAGAGGCAAACGACGCUUUUAAAAUCAAUGAAGAUGAAACGAGUAAUGGACAAAUCACGAAUGAAAAGUCUCAAAGAAUUUAUGAGUCUGACAGGGAAGAUCUUAUCGCAUUAAAGCUACAGGGUGAUGGAGAUCAGGGUGAAGAAGAAAAUAGCAAAAAUCUUGUAGAGAGUAUCGACAAGUUAAUUAUAUCAAGUCAGAGCGAUAUUGAUCAGAUUCAGAAAGUUGAAGGAGUUCCAGAAAAUCCUUGCGAUUUAAAAAUGACUGGUUUAGAAGGCAAUACCUCGACCGAGGAAAUUAGUGAAAUAAUCUGCAAGAAAAAAUUCGCAUAUACCUGCGGAAUUGAUUCUAAUGACAAGGAAUCCGAGUCUGGUGAAAUUGAACCCUCGAAUUUGAUCUCAAGUGCGGAAAUUUGUAAGAAAGAAACUGCAAAAGUCCCGGAAAGUAAUGUCACCGAAUUAUUAAGUACAGAAAGAGAAUCUCUAAGCAAAAGUCAUGACUUGAAAUUAACUAGUGACAAUAAACCUGAAGACCUGUCUCCUGCAUCUCCUACAGAAAAUAGUUUGGAAUAUAAAAGCGAGUAUUCGGCACUGCUCGAAGGUGAAAAAGAAAGUGAAAAUAAUUUUGAAUCCUCGAUUCACCCUGACAAUAAUUUGGAUGAUUCCUCGACAGAAGAAUGUUGUGAAUGUUUUGAAGAAUGCUGCGAAUUGUUGAUACCAUCGGAUACAGAAGAUUUAAUCGAUGUGAAACCAGUCGAAAAUGUUGAUGAGGCAAAAACUACUACCAAUCAAAACCUGGGUGGAGAUGGAGAUAAGACUGAGAGUGAGAAUAAAACCGUCGAAAUUAUUGAUAAUAUGAACCAAGUAACAUGGAAAGAGUCCCCAUUUCCCGUAGAACGAAUUAGUCCAGUAAAAGAAACAGAGAAGAAAUCUGACAAUGUGAUGAAGUCGGAUUCUUCUACAAACACUAGCAGUUAUGACUUCAACGUUUUAUAUGUUGGGGGUACAUCGGAAUACAGAAUUAUGAGCGCUGAAAGCAGAUCAAUAAAUAAUAAUACAUCGUUAGUUGUUGAGGAGAAACCGCCAUUGAAACUAAUGUUAGAUAAAAGCUCAAUGACUUCUGUAGUCGACAUUCUGAGUGGCGAGGAAAGCCUAGAAUUCAGAACAGAAGUUGAAACAAUAAAGAACAUGGAGAAGCUUUUAGAUAUGUUUCCAAACGUUCCUCAUGAGGACAUCAUGGAGAUUUACAAGAACCUUUGCAAUUGUGAUUUCGAUUGGACGGUGGAUGUUCUUCUGGACGGAGUGCCCGAGAACGCUACCAAGUACACUAAAAUUGAAUCCCCAAAAAUUGUGCUGGAUAGGCAGGCCACACCUUCUGCAGGUAGUUCUGAAGCUGGGGAUUCGGAGAGCCAGAAUUCUACGCCACACAAGGAAAGGCUGGACAAAAUAAAACAGCAGUCAAGUAGCUCAGAGUCUAACGAAGGCAAUGCUAAAGUUCAACACCAAAAUUCUAGCCCCAGGAAGAAAAAGGACAGACACAGAGUGUCGGAAGAAAAAUUAAAGCUGAAGAGACAGAUCGAAGAAAAGAUGGUAAUCAAUGAAGCCAGCUAUAAUCCUCAUAUAUUACGAGUCAAAAGGUGGAAAAACGGUGAGCCUGACAUCACGACUGAGGAACAUACAGAUGUCCAAACACAGAUUAAAAACGUCCUAGAUAGUGUGCAGUCGUUGACAUCCGAGACCGAAGAUUGCGUUGAGGAAACCCUAUCGCCAGAGACAUCCGAGAGCACUGAUGACUUCACCGAAGAUGAUAUAGAGCCAGAAGAAAUAAUGGAGUUGAAUUUAGGCCACGAUUUCAUAAAAAUAUUAGAAAAUGAGUUUGGAAAUCCUGAAUUCCAGUUCCCUGAUGGACUUUUUCCUGUUAUUCAAAUUAAAAAAUCCAUGGCACAGCAGUUACACGCACUUUGGAUCGAAAGCAUGGAACAACAGCUCAAUGCUCAACAAGAACGUCUCGACCAAAUGAUCGAAAGCGAUGCUGAAUACGCGAGAUCUUUGGAGCAAGAGGAAGCGCGUUGUUUGACUGAGCCUGUAGUCCCAAAUUUGUCACAAAUAAUGGACAUGGAAAUGGCUCUAGCCAUAUACAACAAUGAUGUGAAAAAGCAAGUGAAACUAGAAACACCUAAUGACAUGGCGUCACGAUUGACUAGACAAAUGCUCCACGAAAUGUUCGCUGACCAUGAUCCUGAAACCCUCAACGAAAUCUUGAACGCUCACAACGGGGAUUACAAAGAGACUGUUGAGGUCCUGGAAGCAAGUACAGGGCUACUUUCAAACCGCAAUAAUACGCUCAAAAAGCAAAAAAGCCUCAUAGACAGAGUGAAAAAAGAAUCCAUUGAGAGAAACGAAGCAGAGAAAAAUUCACAAGCAUCUGCUGGCACUAUCAGUUCGGAUCUAAGCGAACCGGAUGACUCAAACUUUGCAACGCCCACAUAUGAUGCUUCGAUGGAAGAAGCUCAGGAAUCGCGUAAGGAGGCUCAGCGACAACUUAUCCUCCGUAAUGAGAAUUUCAACAAAGCUACGGAAGCGUUUAGAAAAGGCAAUCGAGAAGUUGCCGGGUAUUAUUCUCAAAUGGCAAAAUUGCACUCGAAAAAAAUGGAAUAUGCCAAUUCGAUGGCGGCAAGUGCCUUUCUAUCAGCUCAGGACUGCUUGAUGAAUACUGAAAACACAUUGGAUUUACAUUAUCUGUACGUUGCUGAGGCUUUGCGCGCACUGGAUAUAUUUUUAGACCAUCAAUUAUCAAAGCUCAGUGAGGGUAAUAAAAAAUCGAUGAAUUUGUAUAUAAUUACUGGGCGAGGGGCUCGCAGUGCUAAGGGAUUAAGCAGGAUUAAACCUGCAGUUUCUAAAAAGCUUGCAUCUAAAAAUAUAAGGUUUAUUGAGGAGAAUCCAGGAUGUCUAAAGGUAGUCAUUCACAGACGGAAUAUCGCAAUGGGCUGAGUACUUAUGCACGUAUCUCAAUCAGAGGGAUAUACGUAAAUAAAUUGUGUUAUUGAACUAUUGAACAAUUGACGCGUUGACAAAUCGACCAAACAAGAAUAAUGCAGAAUUUAAAAAAAAUUGACACUAUGAUCUUGAAUAUCCAAUGGAACAAAUUCCAAGUAAUUCAAUACAUUUUUCGAAUGGUAUGCAAGAUUGUACAAGUCGCCAA